Molecule: messenger RNA, 26185 nt
Organism: Diabrotica virgifera virgifera (western corn rootworm)
Lineage: Eukaryota; Metazoa; Arthropoda; Insecta; Coleoptera; Chrysomelidae
Product: protein suppressor 2 of zeste-like
Exons: 7
Coding region: 298-3342 (1014 amino acids)
Biological process (GO): negative regulation of transcription by RNA polymerase II
Cellular component (GO): PRC1 complex
Molecular function (GO): promoter-specific chromatin binding
Source: RefSeq, a predicted model, not a curated record
AAGAGCCAACACGCUGUCGCCAAAAUCGCUAAUUCUACCUCAAAAUAUAAAUAUUUUCGAAAUUUAAAAGUGGUAUCCUUUUUGUGUGUGUUUAAAGUGUCUACUGUGAAAUUUUCGUGAAAAUCGGAGUGCGAUAUCAGUAUCAAACAGUCGGUUUUGUUGUAGAAUAUUUUAACAUACAAUAUAAUCUGUAUGUAGGCGAAGCGAUGUUGUCGGUUCGUUCGUAAAGCCAUGUUGCCGGUUUCGAAGUGGCUUUAAAACACAAUGUGUUAUGGAACGACUGUCUGUGACAGUUGAAUGCGCAAGAUAAAGAGUAACUGCUGGUUGGAAAUAAAAAAGGCGGAAAUGGAUAGCAAAGAUAGAAGAAAAAUCCUCGUCAGGGACCUGAAUGAAGUCAUUACUUGCAGACUGUGUGAGGGAUAUCUCGUCGACGCUACGGCGUUGACAGAGUGUUUCCAUGUGUUUUGCCGAGCCUGCAUUCUACGACACUUCGAAAAUAGUAAGACUGGUUGCCCGAUUUGCAAUACUAUCUAUAAGAGAAAGUCACAGACAUGCUUCAGGGCAGACCCACAAACCCAAACGUUGGUCUACAAGCUGGUUCCGUCACUGUUCGCCAGAGAAUCUCAGCGGAGGGAAGAUUUUUACCGAAGCACCGGCGUCAGGGCGUCCAGUUCCUGCAGCGACGACAGCGUCAUCGAGAGAGAAAGAGACAUGAUGAAUGAUCAGGAGGAGAUACUCUCAAACUACUUCGGCGACAAAUUCCAAUUCCUUAGCCCAGACGAUUCGGUCUCGUUAUCUUUAGAGUACUAUCAGUCUCAUCUGGAUACCACAGACACCGAAGAACCAGAAAAAUCCGUACUAAACAAUAGUGAGUGUUCUAAACCAACAAACAAUAGUGAAAAUAGUGGAAGUGUAAAUAUCGAUUCAAAACUAGAGAAUAGUGAUAGUGUUAAAAACGGUGACCAAGACUUAUGCAAAACCGACCAAGAUAGUAAAUGUGAUAAAAGGUUUCUUCAGUGCCCAGCUGCUGUUUCUAUGAAACACCUGCAAAAGUUUAUUAGGAUGAAAUUUGGACUAACGGGAGACCAUAGAGUGGAUAUUAUCUACAAGGGGGAAGUUUUGAACUUGGACUUCACUUUAAUGGACGUCGCAUAUACUUUCAAAUGGAGAAGAGAGCAUCCGAUGCGGUUCUUCUACAGAAUCUUCACCCCAUUGAAGAUCAGACCUAUUAAGAUCGUAAACACUCCAUUACUUGGAGGUGGAAAGCAACUGCAAAUCGUACCUGUUAAGUCCAAUGUAGAAAAGCAAAUACCUUCACCUCCAAGAGAGGAUAAGACGGAAAAACCAGAGGUUAAGACUAAUUUUUUAGAAGAAACGGAAGAUCAGAAAAAUCAUAAAGAGAGGCUGUUUGCUCACCUGCAAUUGCAAAGUAAAAGCCAAGCAGAAAAAGAUAGCAAAAAAGUACCUGAAAAAUCCCAACCAAAAGACUGUGUAUUUGAAUAUGAGGAACCAGAUCAAGAAGAGAUUAAACGUUUUGCAGAAAUUCGAGAUAGAGAAUGGGCAAAGAAACUUGACGAGGAAAGACGGAAAAGGCAAGUGGAAGAUUAUUCAGUACAUCAUUUCAGCAAAAAACGAAAAAAGAGCAAACAUUCAAAGAAUGAGUUCAAUACUCAUAAAAAACGAAAAUUGCACGCAGAAAUAGCACCUAAUCAAGAAGAUCACUUAAAGCUUAAAGUAAAAAUCACUAAUAACGGCCAUAAGCACAAGUACCACAAGAGUUCUACUCAAUUCAAUGAAAGAGAAAAGACACAUUCUACGGAAUUGAGCUCUAAAGAAAAAUUGCUCCAAAUGAGGCAAGUUCGACAUAAACACGUCUCGAGUGAAGAUAAAAACAUUCAAACUGUACCAAGCAUAAUACUCGCAAGUACCAGUAGAACGGAGGAAAAAGUAAAAAGUGACACAGAUAAACCUCAGGAACCAACGACAUCUGCGCCUAAAAUUACUGAGGAUAUAAAGAAGGUAAAAAUCAAAGUGACCGAACCAUCCAGUAAAGUAUCUGAAUCUGCAACUCUUCCUAAACAACCUUCAGAGCCAGCUAGUACUAGUCCUAAAGUUGGAACUUUCUUAGAAUCCAGUAGUUCCAAAACUGGCUUCACGAUCAAGAAUACAGGUGAAAGAGAAUGGGGAAAGAAAGUACCUACCGUUCAUUUGGAACGUAACGAACAAACGGAAAAGCAGGCAUUUCUUAAAGCUUUUCAUGCUUAUGCCGAAAAGUACCAAAAUGAAAAGAAUCAACAAAUUAAAUUAAAAAAUGCAAAACUAUCUCAAGCGAAGGCUGAAAAUAAUAAAAUUACUACUAAUAACAAAUCUCUUAACUUAAAGCUUGCUAAUCUACAACAAAGAUGUACAAUUGAGCCAAAACAGCCUGAGAAAAUCGAAAAGAAAAUGCUUAGCCACUAUCCUCCUGGUUUUACUGUUAGUAAAGUAGAGCAAGGAUUAAAACGGAAAAAUGAUGAAUCUGAUAGUAUCAACGAUAAACGGCCCAGUUUAGAGAUAACUCUUAUUAAUCCUCCCAGUGGAAGCCCUAUACAAAUUACACCAAAGCCAAUAGAUAAGCCACAAGUUAAGAGGCCUCCACCAGCAACGAUUCCUUUGGAGAAGAUUAAAAAAUCAGUUAGUUUAAAAUCUGGUAUAAGCAUUAUUCCGAAAAUGCCAGACAGAUGUGACAACAUAGGAGCUUUAGAUUUGUCAAAUAAGUCUCCUGAAAGCUCUCCACGAAAUUCUCCAAAAGUAGAUGCUACAAACGGCAUCAGCAUUACAACAAACCGACAAUUAAACGCCUUAGUUAGACCAACAGAAAAACCCAGCGUCGCCUUAGCAAACCUCCAAAUGCUUUCCAAAGUAGCAACGGAACAUCCAAUAGUUAGCAAUAAACCUACGCCAAACCACGUGACCAACAAACCCAGGCCCCAAAUGCCUAACCUACAGACGUUAAAAAUCCCUAACCUUCAAAGCCCGAUUCAAAUGAAGACUCCUAAUCUCCAGAAACUACCGAAAUUAAAUGAAAUCCAGAAAUUCCGGCCGACGGCCCAAGUCAGGAGUGUUCGACCAAAUCAAAACCAAAAUAUUAGGAAUAUACCAAACCCAAGCCUUCUAAUCAACAGACAGCAGAAUCAAAAUAGACUGGGUAUUGGUAAUUCAACGAGCGACCCGCUGAAGGUACCAAACUCAUCAACAAUAGUGACCUCUACAACUGCCUCAACAUCGAAAGACUCUAGUAGUACUAGUGCGGUGAAAACCUUGGACAGUAAAAUUCAAGAAAAGAAGGAGAUAUCUGUGUGAAUCGGUGGUUUGUUUUGUGAUAACGUACUUGGGCAUAAAUUGUGAUAAGCGUGUUUGUCGGACAAUAUUUAGAUUAACGUCGUUAGUGGAGUCACUGAAGGUGAAUAUGAGCUAUUACCUCCGAUUUCGUUGAACCUCCAUCGAUUUGCAUGAAAAUUGGUGAGUGGUUAGAGGAUAUCUCAAGGAACAAAGGUGACAUGGUGCCAACUUGCGCUUUUACCCUGGGGAUGCCACCCUUUCUCGGGGGUGAAAAUUAUUUUAUUAAAAAUAACCCCAUAAUUCGAUAGAGGGACAAAUUUCAAGCAAAAUUUGUUAUAUAAAGUUAUUAAAAUAAAUCAAAACUUUUUAAGUCAUUAAAGAUCAAAGAUUUUAAUUUUUCUUGAGAAAAAUGCAUGUUUUUAACCAAUUUUUCAUCAAUAACUCAAAAAGUGUAAGUUUUUACAAAAAAGUUAUAAUUAUCAAAAUUGAAGCUAAUAAAAAAUUAAAUAAACCUCUUACUAGAAAAACUUUUUAGUGUUAACUAAAAGUGAGUUAUAAUUGAAUGUAUAUUUUUUUCGGCGAGUAAAAACUCUAAGUAUUCAAGCUGAAAUAUCGGGACAUUGAUGCAUUUUAUAACAUAAUCUCACUAAACAUUUGUCAAAGUACUUAAAAACAUCUAUCAAAUGAGCCCCCGAACAUGUUGAUAGCGUUAAAAUUUAUGCUCCAAAAUUUUUUCAAAAUUUAUCUUUUAAAAAUUUUUCCAAAAAAUGUUAUUGUUUUUUUUAAUAAAUCCGUUCAUGCUUACGACAUCAGGUUCAUCUAAAAACUGUUUGAAAGUUAAUUCCAUGUGCUAUUUAAGCACGUUGAACCUAAUCUUUUAGACCCCUUACUUCUUUAAAAAUAAAAGGUUAAAUGGUCCCGGUUGCAUGGUUCCCACAGCAAAAUUUAAGAUUUAAACGUUUCUAUCUCGGUUAUUUUUUACCCUAUAGAAAUAGUAAAACAGGUAAACUAUUUGGUACAGAAAAAACUAAAAUUUGGUUAUAUAUAAUUUUUUACGUAUAUUGAGUAUUUUUGGAGUAUUAUCAAAAGAAUAUGAGAAUUACAAUAAUUUUAAAAAUUAUGAUUUUUUAAAUUGUAUCUUUUUUUUUAAAUAUGCAUUCUAAACCGGUCAAAAUUAUCGAAAACAUUACUUAUGCUAAUAUAAAGAAGUUCUUGUAAGGAUUACUAUAAAUUUUAAUUUUUGUGGAAAUGGCGUAUGUUUUAUUUUUCACUUUUUCCUAAAAAAUUCGAAACGGUUCUUUUAUUUUCAUUAUCACUUACUUAAUUUUGACGCUAUUACCUUGUUCUGAAGCUCAUUUGAUAGGUAUUCCGAAGUACUUUGACAAAUGUUUUGCAGGAAUAUUUUAUACAUUGCAUCGUUUUCCCGUUAUUUAAGCUUGAAUACAUACUUAGAUUUGAGUACUCAUCGAAAAAAUACACAUUCAAUUGCCAAUAACUCACUUUGAACUAACAUUAGUUUAAUUCUUUGUAUGAGGAAUGGAUUCAAUUUUUUAUUGUCUUCAAUUUCAGUAAUAACAACUUUUUUGUAAAAGCUUAUAGUUUUUGAUUUAUACGUGAAAAACCGAUUUAAAACAUGCAUUUUUUUACGAAAAAAUAAAAUCUUUGGUCUUUAAUAACUCAAAAAGUGUUGAUUUAUUUUAAUAACUGUAUAAACAAAUUUUGCUUAUAAUUAGACCCUCUAUCGACUUAUGGUAUUAUUUUUAAUAAAAUAAUUUUCACCCCCGAGAAGGGGUGGCAUCCAACCCCAGGGUAAAAGCGCCAGUGACAUCAUGUCACCUUUGUUCCUUGAGGUAUCCUCUAAUUACUUAGCAAUUUUCAUGAAAAUCGAUGGAGGUUCAACGAAAUCGGAGGUGAAAACCUUCAGUGACUGCACUACGUGGAAUUAUACGAUUUGUAUAAAAAAUAUUGUUACUUGUAUUUAAUAGUAGGUAACAUUCGUUGCAAUAGUUUCAAAAAAUAUUUAAACUUUUUCUUUUAUGUAUCGUAAAUUGAUUUUUUAUUGUUCCAUAUUGAAUAAGCUUAAAAAUUGCAAAAGGUGGUAGACUCUGAGUGUCUUAUUGGCUAAUAAUUUUAUAUAAACUGUAUGUGGCAGUGGGCUCAGCAUUUGUCACAAUCAAGGACACUGCACACAUCUUAUGGCAAGUAUAAUGUCACUCAAAUUCAAUAAAAUUUACAUGAAUAUAUUUGUCUCAAAAAUACAAUUAUAUCAUUGCGUUAACUCUGAAUUUUCAUUAAUAGCGGGGUAAAUAAAUUACGGAUAUAUAUUAAUGUAUAAUAAAAUGGGUAUAUGUACGUGAGUUAGAGGGAGAAACGAGAUUUUGUAAAUCGGCAGUUUAUAAAUCUUUCUGCAGGUAUUAAGACACUUAUCUUAUAGAUAAUAAAUGACAACUUACACCAAAGUAAAUAAUUUCUCUCAUCGGCUUAACUCACGCUAUGAUUAAACUGUUUUCAAUGGCGACUAGACCUAAAUGAAUAUGAUAGUUUUAUGGACUUGUGAUGUCUUGGACUUGAAGAAUGUGAUGCCAUAAACUUUAAUUACUGAAUAAUAAAGAAAAUUUGGAAAAUUUGGAAUUAUUGAUCCGUGCUAAUUACGUUGUAAAUUAUCAGGCCCUGGAUAUGCAACGGAUAAUUGUCAUAACAACGUAGGAAGAGAGUUCCUAACUAGAAGCAUCGGUUAUUUGAGUUGAGAAGAAAGGAACAAAAACAAAAUCAGUUGAUCAGUUGUUCCUUUAUUUGCUGCAAAGGACACAGCACAUAUCUUAUGGAAAAUAUCACUCAAAUGCAAUUGCGCCAACUCUGAAUUUUGGUUAAUAACGGCGCAAAUUGUAAUUAAAGUUUAUCGAAAUCACAGUUUUGUGAUAUCAAGUCCAUAGAAAUGUCAUUCAUAAAUAUUAUUAUUCUAGGUGCUAUGCAAAACAGCUUAAACUCACCGUGAGCUAAGCCGAUUAGAGCUUAAGCCGUUGUCAUUUAUUAUCUAUACGGAGAAUACCUGCGGAAGAUUUAUAGAGUACCUACCGAAUUAUAAAAUCUUUUUUCUCUGUCUAACUUACGUACCUACGUAUCCAUUUGAUUUUAGAUUUAUUUAUAUCGAUUUACGCCGUUAUUAAACAAAACUCAGAGUUGACGCAAUGAUAUGAAAUGUUCGUAAUUUCGAGACGAAUCUAUUCAUCUAAAUUUUAUUGAAAUUAUGUUAUAUUUUUCAUAAGAUGUGCGCGGUGUCCUUUGGUACGAAGUAGAUAAGGGAUAUUUAAUAUAUUGUUUAUUUUAUCGAAUUUCUUCUUCUCAUUAUUGUUAUUCGUUAUACUACGUCGCAUGUAGUUUCUAUUGCCUAGGUCCUCUUUUCUCAUCUUGCAUUUAAAAUUAUUUUUUCGGGAAUCAGUAUCCUAAUAAAUUGGUGACAAUUUAUUUUAUAAACAAAAUAGCGACUAUAUUCUAAAUUUUCACAAACUCUAGGAUAAGGUUAAGUCAGAGAGUAUGUUAACAUCUGAAGACAAGACGUUAUAAGCGUCUGUGUGCAUUAAGAAAAAUUAUUCAAGUAAGUAUGUGUUUUAUAAGAAUUUCAUUGUUUGUCAUGUCAUAUUUUUAAUUUAAAUUCAGUAUUUUUGGAAAUAUUUAAAAUUAAUUAUAAAAACUGUACACUUAAGGUACGUGUACUCAUGCAUUUAUUCGAACCGGUCGGCAUCGGAACACACCACGAUGAUCGUCAAUUUAAUGUCUUUGUGUAUUCAAAUGAUUCUCAAGCAAUAUGUUGAUAUUCGGGUGGUACAAUGUAUUGAGGUGAGUAGUAACCUUCAUAAGUAGGCAUCAAUCCAACCUGCCCGCCCGCCCCAAUGAUCCAGAUCAUCCACCCCCAUAGCAACAGCACUCUGAUGCGCUCUAGUGACUCUCUAUCAGCAAAAUUGUGGACUCUCGCACAAAAUCCUACCCCAAACAAUGCAGGCCAGCGUGGGCGCUCUAUUCCCGCAAUCUCUAGUGACUUAUCAUCGAUCUGUAUUGUUUUCUUGGUCCUCGAGUCCCCGCUCCGGGCUAAGUCCAGUUCGGUGACUCUGCGCUCGUGAUGUGGGCCCCUCUAAGGCCGAUGCCACAUUAUGCGUUUUGACCGGAUGCGGUGAAAACGCAUCCGUUUCCAACGCAACCGGACCGACCUGUCACACUAUGCGUUUAGUCUGGUGCAGUUUGUAAGCGCGUACCGAUGACUCAAAACGCAUCCGUUUCCAACGCAACCGGACCGAUCUGUCACACUACGCGUUUUCACCGGAUGCGGCGGAGACGCAUCCGGUCAAAACGCAUAAUCUGACAUCGGCCUAACGCGUUUUUGGGAUUUGUUAGUAUUUUUGUGGCUUGCGCCUUUUGUUAGUUGUUUUGUUAAUUUUUUGGUGGCCGAAGCCGUUUGUUUUAGAUUUUUUUUUGAGGGCUGUCUGUAUUCAAAUGAUUCAGCACACAUUUUAGUGAAACUUAAACAUCGACUCACAAAAAAUCACGCCGAAUAGAGUUACUGCGGAGUUCUUCUUCUUCUGGUACCUAUCCGUUACGAAUGUUGACAAUCAUUCUGGCAGUUGAUCAUCCUCCAUUAUUAGCUGCUGCCUUGAAAAGCCCUGUAGUAGAUAUCGUAAACCAGGUCCUCAAGUUCCUGAGCCAAGAUAUUCUUUUUCUUCCGACGCCUCUUUUACCAUUCACCUUUCCCUGCAAAAAUGCAUUUUAACAGGUUAUAUUUUGUUUCAUUUCUUGUGAUGUGGCCGAAAUAUUCUAAUUUUCUUCUUUUUACAAUGCACAUUAUUUCCUUCUCUUUAAGUUUUUUAGUGUUUUGGCAUUUGAUGUUUUGUCCAUCCAUGAUAUCUUAAGAAUUCUUCUGUAUGUCCACAUUUCGAACGCUUCCUGUCUCUACGUUAUUGCUUCCGUUAGAGUCCAAGACUCUACUCCAAAUAAUAAGAUGGAGAAUAUAUAACAUCGGAGGAGUCUGAGUUUCAGUUUUAAAUUAAAAUUGUGUGAACAGCUUGGAUAUUUGGAUGAACGCUGCCUUGCUUUUUCUAUUCUAGCUUUUAUUUCUUGGGAGUGGUCCCACUGCUCAUUAGGCGGAGCUCAUUAUCCCACUGUGGAGUAAAGUUUUUUAUUUUGUGAGAUCAGUUUUUACUGAUAUGUUCCAAAGCAAUUUUCUUGUUGUAUCUUAGUACCAUUUACUAUAUUUACUGAGAAUGCGCCAUAAUUUUACUUUAAAAUAAGUUUAUUUUGACGUUUAGAUUUCCACUUAGGAAACCCACUUAAAGAAAAUAUAUUUUUUUUUCUUAGUUUUGUCGAUAUUUUUUUAACCUUCUUUUAUUUAGGAUUUGUAAUCUUAACUGUUCUAUAGUCUUCUUCUUCUUCUUUAUAAGCAAUUCUACUUGUUCAUUGGAGGAUUGAUACCUCUAUGGAAGGUUGUCACUCCAUCUUUUACGCGGUCGGCCGAUACUUAUUCUACCUAUUGGUGAUUUAUCUUUUGCUAUAUUGACCACACGUGUCCCCCCCAUUCUUUUUGUCCCCCCCAUUUUCUUCUAUUUAGUGUCCAUUCGUUUAUUUAUACACUGUACGUUACAUUUUCUUCUCAUGUUUUCACUCCUCUUUCGAUCUCUUAGGCAGUGGCGGCUCGUGACCUCAGUAUGCGGGUAGGCUACACAUAUACUUCGGGUAGGCGACAAAAAAUAUCCUACAAUUUGUAAUACAUUUUGAGCCGUCUUGCAAUACUAAAUGUAAUCUAUGAGCGCAACAAUGUGUAAAAAUUGCUUUUGGCGCAUCUACUUUAAUUUUUGAUUGUAAUCCGUUUAAAGAGCCAGCCAUUACACUUGGCUCAAGCACGUUUGAAAUUAAACUGUAUAGAGCGUCUGCAGAUCUAUUCUCGCUAACAUCAAAAAACCCUAAAAAUCUUUCUGUUACCUGACCAACUUUGUUAACAAAACGGAUUGUUAAAGUACACUGUGAUUUUUCGGUUAUAUCAGUAGUAUCGUCCUUUAGUAUAGAAAAAAAUUGACUUUCAUUAAUUUCUGUUGAAAUUUCAUUGUUUUACGUAAUCGGCAAGGCAAUCUAUUAAAUCAUUUUGUAUUGUUUUUGACAAACCCGUGAACACCCCUUCUAUUUUUUAACAUGAUCCUGGAUUUCCUGAUCGCGUUUAACUACUAAAUUAAAAAUUUCUUUAAAAUUACCCAUGUUUGAAGAAUUAUGGCUCUCAUCACGACCGCGAAAUGCAAGUUCUUGUUUUACUAACAGAAUUGUAACAUCAAUUUCUUCAACUUUUUCAAUCUUUUUCAACUUCUUCAUUAUAUAUCUUAUUAGAUAGAGAAAUUUGUCCAGCUACAGCACUGUCAAUAGUUUGUUUAUUUUUUUCUAACCGUUUUAAACCGAAGCAAUUGUUUAAAUGUUCUUUCGAAGAUUCAUGUUUUUUUACACUAGCUGAUAAAUUUUUCAAAUCUGAAUAUCCCUGACUGACCCAAACAUUUUGCUUCAAAUUUGAGAGCAACAGACAAGGCCAACAGAAAAGUGAAUUUUUAAAAUAACUUCCGCUUAGCCAUUUAUGAUUUUCAUACCAUAUUGUUUUAAACGAUCUCGAAAAUGGUCGAUUGUCUUUUGUCUUAUCUGUGGAUAAAAUUGUUAAAUUUGGUAAAGGCCGGUCCAUUGAAAUAAUUGAAAAAGGCGUCUCGAUCAAACUGCAUAUUACAUCGUUUAAAAUAUUCAUAUUCGAUGACUAAAGUUUUUCCACCAAUAAAACUAACACACCUACGUUUCAACAACGUCAAAUAUUACUUAUUUUAUUUAUGUAUCAAAUAAUAAUUUACUGUUCGAAUAAAUUGAUAAGUUAACAAUUAACCUCGCUUUAAAUUUUUAAUUAUCUAUAUAAUCUAAUAACACAAUUCGUCAGUUUAACUUUAAAUUAUCCAAAUUGUAUUGAAACACAAUAAAAAUAUAAUGGACGACUGACAAAUAACUAUUCAAAGAUUUAUUUGUCGUUAGUGAAUUAUUACUAAAUUAAUAUAAAAUUAGAAUGCCCUUCAAUAGACCGAUCUCAAAUUUGUCUGUUUAUUAUUCAGUUUUCAUAAACAAAUUUAAAUUGUCCUACCUAGUUUUAUUCAAUACUUAACCUACUAAUAACAGCCAAAAUCAAAAGACAAUUAUUUAAAACAGUUUCACAAGACAUAAGAGAAGCAACUGAUAAAAUUUUGUAGGUCCGGCUAUAAGACUCUGUGCCUAUCAGCCCUUUCAAAAUCGUAGAAUACAGUCGCUACCAGCAGACCUGCAGCAGGCCUGCUCGCGUAAACAGAGAGAGAUCGCACGUCAAUUCGGUGUUGGCGUCGUUCUAUUUCAGGCUACGUUUUCAAGUGCCUGAGCAGGGGAAUAUAGAAUCUUAUACAGUACUACUGAUACAAGGAGCGUACAAUAAUUAUAACUACGGAGAAAUUUUUUUGGAUAUUUUUAAAAAUAAUUUGGAUAAUUUUUGCUAUUUUAUUGUAGGUAUUGUGUCAAAAUUUAUAAAUUACAAUUUUGAAAUAAGUAAUUUAUAUUAAUAAUUUAUAUUAUUGUACUACAUUUGAAGAGGGUAGGCGGCGCCUACCUUGCCUACCCCGACGGGCCGCCCCUGCUCUCAAGGUAUUUCCUGUAAUUCUUCUCAGUACUCUCAUUUCUGCCGUUUCUAGUAGUUUUUGUAUUUUGGCUGUAUCGCGUCUAGUUUCUGAUGUAUAUGUCAUUAUUGGUCUUACACUGGCUUUAUAAAUGUUUGUAUUCAUCUCAGUGUUAAUAUGUCGCUUCCGACAUAUAGUGGUAGUAAGACAUCCUACCAGUCUAUUUGCUUUUUGUACUUAAUUUCUCACUUCUUUGUUCAGGUCUCCGUAGUUUGACAAUGUAAUUUCAAGGUAUUUUAUUUCCAUUACUUGUUCAAUACUGACAUCAUCAAUUUCUAUUUUACGUCUGAUGGAUUCUUUACUGAUUACUAUUAGUAUUGUUUUUCAAUACUGAUAUCAUCAAUUUCUAUUUUACGUCUGAUGGAUUCUUUACUGAUUACUAUUACUAUUGUUUUAGUUUUCUGAGAUAACAAUGUCAUAUUGAAAUCUCUUGCUCUUAUGUUAAAAUCUUUGGACUAAUCUUUGCAGACUAUGGGAGCGUUUAAGUAUUACGUAACGCAAUUUUUGAGGAUUUUUGACCCCCCCUCCCCCGUGUAACGCACCGUAACGUUUCUCUGUACCCCCCUCCCCCUACCUAAACGUUACGUAACACCCAAGUGGCCAUUUGAACCUAAAUGGAAAACGAGGUUGCGAAAAGUACCGGAAACUCGGUAAAAGAACUUUGUUAUUAUUUUAAUGGCAUUUGAGGUAAUAAUAAAAACUUACAAUCAUCAUUCAGCCUUAAAUGUCCACUGCUGAACAUAGGCCUCCUCCCCUCGUUUCCAACCACGUCUAUCCUGCGCCGCUCUCAUCCAGUUUUUAUUUAGCUUUCUUAAGUCGUCAGUCCAUCUUGUAGGCGAUCGACCGACGUUUCUCUUGUCUUCGCUUGACCUCCAUUCCAAUAACCUUUUUGUCCAUCUCCCAUCUGUCAUUCUGGCAAUGUGUCCUGCCCAUCUCCACUUCAACCUGGCUAGCCUUUCGAUGACGUCAGUCACCUUUGUUCUUCUCCUGAUUUCUUCGUUUUUGAUUUUGUCUUGCAGAGUUACUCCUAACAUUGAGCGCUCCAUUCUUCUCGGCGUUACUCUUAGUUUGGUAGGCGAGGCUUUAGUUAAGGUAAGUGUUUCUGAUCCGUACGUCAAGACUGGGAGGACGCACUGAUCAAAUACCUUUCUCUUUAGGCAUGUGGGCAACUCACUUUUAAAACUUUCUCUCAGUUUUCCAAAUGCUGCCCACCCAAGAACGAUUCUUCUAUUCAGUUCAUGUGUUUGGUUAUCCCUGCCACUCGUAAUUUCAUGUCCCAUGACAUGAAAUAUGUUCAAAACUUACAAUAAUAAUCUUUUAUUAUUAAUUUUACAUUUACAUUUACAGUUUCCCUACUUGGCCCCAUCCUUAGACAUACAUUUUUGGUUUCAUUCUUUAUUGUUCUUCUCAUGCAUUCUUGUAUUUUAUCUUUUUUAAUAAAAGCUUAAAAUAAAAUAACAUAUUUAUAAUUUCAACAAUUUAUUUUGCUUAGUAAAAAUUUUUGUAUAACGAAUAAUAUACGAUGUUACCAGUAGUUUCGGAAAAAUAGUGAAAAAAAAUGUGUAAAACUUUUUGUUCUUCAACGCCCUGUAUCGUGAAACCAAAAUUAUUUAGUAAGCAAACCCCAAUUAUUUUUUAAUUUUUCACCUAUCCUAGAGAUCAUGUUACCUUUUUCUGAAACAUCUUGUAUAAAUAUAAGAAGGCACUUAUGGAAUAAAAUUAUUUCUGUCCUUGUUUUAAAUAAUUUUAAAAAACGCUGGGACCCGUAGAUUUUCAUAUAUAAAAAUGUGUGCUUUUUAAACAUAAAUUUAAAUGUACAGGGUGAUUCAUGCAAGCCUAGCGUAGUCCAUUAUCUUUAAUUUUAAUUAAACACCCUGUAUAUUUUUGUUUUUAGAAGCUGCUUAACAACCUCAUCUCAAAAAUGUGUAUUAUGUAGGGUCUAUUAUGAAUAAUGCAAGGUGAAAUUUUGAAAUUCUGUAUAAUUUUCGUAAAGAUGUUAAUCACAUAAAACUUUGAAAUUAAUAAUUCAGGAAUCACACUUUAAUGGUUUUUUAGUGGGUUUUGUAUUUAAUGCUUUUUAUUUAAAGACAUUUUUAAAUAAUUUGAAAAUUUGCAUACAUAUUUAAAACAUUAAUGAAUACCUACCUACUGCUGAAAACGAUACCUACUGCAUGUUAUGGACUUAAAUUACCCAUUUCAUUUUUACCAAAAUAUAAAGUACCUACCUAUCUAUUCAUCAGAUAAACCCAUAAAUAACUCCGACGGAACAGUUCCGGAUAGUGGAAACAUUGGUCUUUUGAAAGCAAAACAAUUCUCAAGGAAAGAUUAUGCGCUGUUGGAUGUUGGGCUUUGGGUUGCAUAAUAUAAAUGAGAAAUGGUUUACAUUUGAGCAAUGAAUUUUUUUUUAGAGUUUUCGGUUGAUUUUAUACAGUUUUCAGUAGAUAAGUAGAUUGGAGUUCAAAUCAGUAGGUUUUAUACAGUUUUCAGUAGAUCGGAGUUCAAAUUAGUAUGUCUACUGAAAAAUCAGUAGACAAAUCAUAAUACAAUUCAGGGGUCUAUGUAAAACAUAAAAGAAAUUAUGUAGUUUUUUUUAUUUAAGUUAAAAAAGAAUGUUACGUAACGCGCUGUUCGAACCCCCCUCCCCCCAUGUAACGCGCCGUAACGUUUUACAAAACCCCCCCUCCCCCCAAACUGCGUUACGUAAUACUUGAACGCUCCCCAUCUUCAUCUUGGGCUAUCAAUAUUGCGUCGUAUUUUGUAUCUUCUUUCGUUCUUGUGCAAGUAAAUCUCAGCAGUUUUUGGAUCUCAUUUAAGGGGAAAGGCGCAAAAUGUCGCCUGUCAAAAUUUUCAAUGUGUUUUAAAUGUAUUAAUUUUUUUCGAAUCCUGAGAAAACUAAUAAAUAUUUUUAAAAACUUUAAACGCAGAAUGAAAGAUUACGUAAUGACCGAGGGCCGAAAGUCCCUUAGAAUAAAUAAAAAGUUUCUUUUCAAUGAAAUAUUUGUAAUCAAAAGUCACACUAAAUUUUCUCUUUUAUUUUCACCCCUGUAACUUAUUAAACUACACAUUAUAGAAGUUUUCAGGGACUUUCGGCCCUCAGUAAUAAUGUAAUCUUUCAUUCUGGUUUUAAAAUUUUCAAAAAUAUUUUAUUAGUUUUCUCAGGAUUCGAAAAAAAUGAAUACAUUUAAAACACAUUAAAAAUUUUGAGAGGCGACAUUUUGCGCCUUUCCCCUCGGCAGGCUUGUUCUUUAUAUCCGCCUGAUAUGCGUAUCGAAGCAUCGAAGUAGUUUCCUCCACAUUGUAAUUCGCUGGCCUAACGCAGGCUAUCAUAAGUGUAAUGCUAUUUCCUCCAAGUGAAUCUUUUGAUAGCCUAGUUAGGUUAAUAUUUCUAUGAGGAAUGAACCUGUGCUGAUAUUUUUCGACUCUAAGGCUGCUGAUUACAUUUCCAAGGUCUUUGUUGAUGUUUACGACUUAUUUAAACAUAUUUUCAAGGGCUCCGGUUAUUUAGCCGCUCUCAGCCAGCCAAGUCCACGAAGUAUAAUUUCGAUUGCUUGUCUUCGUGACAGUUCUCUUUGUGAGUCAUUGAUAUAUUGACUGUAAAUAUCGCAUGGCUUCGUGAACUGUGUGCACUCAUAGCUGUAGCACUAGUUUCCCUUCUUGUUGUCCUUUUCUGCAACGUUUCCAAAGCAUCAUUCACAUCGGGGUAAGGACAAAUAAUCCUCGGACAAAAAAUCCCCACAAAUUAUCCCUGGACAAAAAAUCCCCACAAAUUAUCCCUGGACAAAAAAUCCCCAGACAAAUGAUCCCCGGACAAAUAAUCCUCGGACAAAAAAUCCCCAUAAAGAAUCUCUGGACAAAUAAUCCCCGGACAAAUAUUUCCCACAAAUUUUUUUGGACAAAAUAUCCUCACAAAAAAUAAGAUAAGACCUUAAGAUUUAUGAACUCAUUCACAAUAGACUUUUUUUUUCUUUCUCUAACUUAUGUAGGUCUUAACUUAUGUAUAUUUCACUCUAACAUCCUACACCAUCAUUUGAUUUUAAAUUUUGUUUAUAUUAAUUUACUCCGUUAUUAUACAAAAUUCAGAGUUGGCUCAAUGAUAUGAAAUGAUCGUAAUUUAGAGAGAAAUCUAUUCAUGAAUUGCAUUGAGUGACAUUAUAUUUUCUAUAAGAAGUAUGCGGUGUCCUUUACAAAAAAGAACAGGUUUUUGCAUUACAGUUCAGAUUAUCGUUUUCAGGACCAGCAGUUAGCAUCACGAAGAGGCAAUGUUUUGAACAUACUUAUUCAAAUCAGAGUGAGCAAAAGAUUUAAGCGAAUAAUAUAACAUGAUUCCCACAGCCUUAGCUCAUUCCCCAUAUUUUCCACGAUUUUUGAAAAAACUCAGACUCUUUUGAAAAGAGUAGGAAUAGUAAAGACAGAAAAAGUAAGGGAUAGCCGUAAAAUAUUUGCGAAUUGUGUACCCAUGGCCUUGAUAUUAACUGCUACUUACAUACUUUCCGUGUCCGUAACACCAAGAACUUUAAAUUCUGUAUUUCCAAUGGUUGGCCACAUAGAUGGCCCUGUCAUUUGCUAUAAUUAAGUCAUCUUCUGUGCAGGUCUCUCUCAUCUCUGUGCAUGAUAGGAUAGUAGAUGCCGGCUGGUCUGAACCGCGCCACAGUCGCAGGUAUCGUUCUCCUGGUAUCCCCAUUUUUUCAGGUUACUAGCACAACGUGAAACGCCAAUUUUUAGUCUGUUUAGCGCUUUCCAAGUCGGAUACGGUAAAUUAUGUCCAUCUGAGGGAGGAAAAUGUGUCGCGGUAGCUGACGCUUGCCAUAGGUGUAUUCGGCGCGUCUCUGGCGCUUCGGGGAUGGAUCUUGUUGUUCUCAGGAAGCUUUUCCGAGAUAUUAGUCUGCUAAUUAUGCUGAGUUUGGUGGUCAUAUAAGGGGUGCCUUCGGUCCGUCUCCUGCUUUUUCCGUUCUACCUCUGACGUGACCUUCCUCCUGAUAGGUGGUGGAGCAAUUCCAGCUAUGGGGUAUACCUCUUCGAUAGGUGUCGGUUUCAGGCAACCCGAUAUUAUACGGACCGUUUCAUUUAGAGCCACGUCGACGUUCUUUGCGUGAGCAGAGUUUGCCCAUACUGGUGCUCCAAACUCCGCGGCCGAAAAACAUAAUGCCAAGGCAGAAGUGCGGAGAGUGUGCGGUUGUGCUCUCCAUUUUGUAUUAGUUAGCUUGCGGAUGAUAUUAUUUCUGGCACUUACUUUCUUCUUGACAUCUUGACAGUGCUAUCGGUAAGACAGAGUUCUAUCCAGACGGACGCCAAGGUAUUUUGGCGUCUUGUUGUGUUCCAGCAUCUGACCACGCAAUUCUACCUCCAGCGGCCUUCGGGCAUGCUUGUUUCUCAGGUGGAAAGCACAUACCUGGGUUUUUGUGGGAUUGGGUUUCAGAUGGUUUUUAUCAUAGUAUAGAGCUAAGUCUCCCAUCUGUCAGUUUCACUUCGACUUCCUUGAAGGUUUUUCCCUGAGCUGCCACAGCUGUAUCAUCAGCGUAAAUAAAUUGCCUUGUUUGUUGGUGUAUGGGUUGGUCGCUGGUGUAUAUGUUGUAUAGAAUUGGCGCGAGGACACUUCCUUGUGGUAGCCCAUUUUUUUGGUCCCUCCACCGACUGUUCUUGGACUGGAGCGUUACGUAGAAGCGUCUAUUCUGGAGGAGACAUUUCACUAACCUUGUUAGUCGGAAAUCCUUUGUAGUUUCGUAGAGUUUUGCGAGUAGUCGUUGAUGGUUAACUGUAUCAUAGGCAGCAGUUAGGUCUAUGAACGCUACUCCUGUUAUUUCCUUCCGUUCAAAACCAUCUUCAAUAUGUUGGGUGAGAUUAAUAAUUUGACUGCAGCAGCACUUUCCGGGCCUGAAUCCUGCUUGUUCUGGAAUAAUUUUAUUCUCCACAUAUUCAGCGAUCCGGUUCAGUAUCAUUCUUUCAAAGGCCUUGAAAAGGUGGCACAAGAGAGAUACAGGUCUAAAACUCUUUGUAUCCGCCGGAUCCUUCCCUGGUUUUAAGAGGGCUACCACUCUAGCUUUCCUCCAGAUUUUGGGGAUCUGUAAUGUACGGAUGCAGCAAUUCAUCAUUUUUACGAGCCACUCUACGGUCUAUAGUCCAAAAGUUCUUUAUUUGCUCUGUUCGUAUGUCGUCCAGGCCAGCCGCUUUAUUAUCUUUCAUUUGGUGGAUCGCGCCUCUCAUCUCCUUUAGACAAAAAGAGGUACCUAGAAUAGAACAUCUCUUUCUUCGUCGAUAUUCCGUUGAGCUCUCACCUUGUUCUUUCUUGAUGUCGUCUUACCGUUCAUUAGAAGAUGAUGGGCUAUCUGAUCGGGUGUGACUUCUGUCAUGUUGACUGCUGGAGCAGCGGGAUCGUUGCCAAGAUUCCGAAUCAGCUUCCAGGCACGUCUGCUGUUUUGUUUCAUGUCCUGACUCGUGACCAGCUUGCACCACCUUUCCGUUCUGUUGGCGGAUAUCGCAUAUAGCAUUUCCUCCCCAGCCUAUAUUGUCGCUUCCGAGAAAGGGUCUUCUGCAUAUAGCUGUUCGUAUCUUUUAAGUAGGGGUUUAGAUUCUUCAUUGAGCCCCGCUAUGUACUCAGUUCGACAACCUCCAGGGAUAAAUUUCCGUGAUACUUACUUUACGAUUUCUACAAAUUUAUCGUAUGAAUCAGGGCAAUCAUAUUAAUUAUAAUAUUUUUUUGUGGGGAUUUUUGUUCGGUGAUUAUUUGGCUGGGCAUUUUUUGUGGGGAUUUUUUGUCUUGGGAUUAUUUGUCCUAGCCUCUUUACAUCUUGUAUUUUUAUUUCUGUGAAAUUUGGGAUACGAAUUACUACAAUUUUAUUUUUAGUAGUGAAUAGGUUAAGCGCCUCAUUGAUACUAAACUAAAUUUACAAUCAAGAUGCAGUAGAAAUAAACAAACCAAGACACGUUAAAUGAUACUAGGAGCACUCCCAAAUCAUAAUUUACAAUUUACAAUGUACAUUGUAAAUCCCAAAUCAUGAUUUCCAAAGUUUAUACAUUGUAAAUUAUGAUUCGGGAGUGCUCCUAGUAGUAUCGGGAGUGCUCCUAGUAGUACUGCAUCUUGAUUGUAAAUUUAGUAUAAACAAGCUGAAAAUGCGAGCAUUAUCAUAACGAAAACUUUGUCUAUAUACCUAUUUAAAUUCAUCAUAUAGAAAAUUGCUAUUACGAAAAACUGUUUAGAAUUAAAAAUUAUGUUUUAAUGUGCAAGUACAUCAUUCUAAUUUAAAUGUUGUGAACUAUAAAGAUACUUUACUCGAAAUUCAUAUUUUUUUACAUACCUCGUAUAAAAUUAAUAAAAUUUGAUUCAUGAUGGUUGCAUCAUAAAUCUUAGACCAAGAAGAGAUUUUUAUGAAGAAUAACUUUUCUUCGUCAAAUUUAAAAUACAAGAGUUAUAAAUGAAAAUGAUGUUGGUAUCCAUAAUUUGAGAAAAUUCGUCAAAUAUUUUUUUCCAUUAGAAGGAUGUAAUUUCAUAUAUCAGAACAUACUUUUUUAUUCCAAACCACAUUUUAAAUAACAAUUUUCCAAUAUUGUAAAAUAAAUAAUACAUACAUACCUCUACAUGAUAAAGAUACUUUUACUGAUGAACUUUACUUGGAUCUACAGACCUAGCGAGUCUCGUAAAUUCCACGGCUUUGCGCCACGCUUCACGCAACCGUAUUUGCGUACUUGUGUUUUGAGUUGUGUGCGCUGGUCACUGGUCGAGUGGAGUUAUAGAUAAUUUACCAAAUUUAAAUAUAAUCGUUUCUACUGAUUCAUUAUUAAUAUAGUAUAAUAUGUAUUAUUGCUUUCAAAAUAUACUUAAAUUGUAUUUUUAUACAUUUAUUACACAUAUUAUUUUAUAUAAUAAUUAAAUUCACUAUAAAAUGUCAUUUAUAUUUUAUUAAUAGCUAAAUAAUUUAAAAUUUAGUUUGACAUUCACGAAGUGUCAAACUCAAAUGUAAAUAAUAACAUUUGCUUUGCUUAACAAAUUCAGGUAAAAAAAGUAGCCUACUUUCUAAUCAAAGAUUUCAGCUGACGUUUAGUGCCUGGUAGGAGAUAACCGGAUUGUGACGUCACAUUUUCGAUUUUGAGGUCGAUUAUCUCGAAGACGGUUAGAGAUAUCAAAAUGCCGUUUUCAGAUUUGGAUUCAGAAGACAAAACUACAUACGAAUCCAUCGAUACGUCUGCUCUAAGUAUUGCAGGAGCGGCGACGCAAUAACACACAGACUUUUGCAAAUUUAUAAACGAAAAGUUUUCGUUGAUAAAAAUAGCAUACCCUUAGUUGUAUCCUCUCGUAUUUCCAAUGUGCAUUGCUCUCUUGGUUUAUUACAGAGUAAAUCAUAAGAAAAGUUGUCCUUUACAAAAUCUUGUAAAGGAAACAAAUCUUCAUCUUGACCAUUUAUCAAUUAUAUUCCCGCUCUUUUUGGAUUUUCUACUGUCAGAAGUUGUCAGAUUCUUCACGCAUUGUAUUUACUAGUUUGAUUUUGGUUUGCUUCAUUUUAACCAUUUCUUUAUUCAAAUCUUUGAUGCGUUCUUCGCCCCUGGUCUUCAUUUUGAUCAACUGAUUUUAUUCUUGUACCCUUUUCUUCGACUCAGAUAACCGAUGAUCUACUCGUAUGUCUGGAACUCUCUUCCUACGUUGUGACAAUUAUCCGUUGCAUAUCCACGGCCUGAUAAUUUACAACGUUAUUGGCGCUGGUCAAUAAAUAUUCUUUUCCAAAUUCUCUUUUUUAUUCCUUGAUUAUCUGAUUGUUUAUUUCUGCUUUGUAUCAAAAAUAUAAGUCAUAAAAAGGACCUUUUAGUCUAGGCGCCAGAUGGGUCACCGUGUCUUUCUUAAUUAUUCUGAUGGGCAAACUCAACGGUUUCUUAUGGAUUUUUGGUUGCUGAUUACCAAUUUCGAGGGUGGAUUUCCUUAAAUUUGUUCCUUAAUAAAAAACGAAGAAAAAAUCGUUUACUAAACUUAAAUUCAACAGUUAGAACUAUAGAACUCACGAUAUUGUGAAAUUAGUGCACAAUGCAAAUUGCAAAAUAAGUAUUUUUCGAAGCUUUAUCGAUCGUAACUCGGCUUCUACGCAUGCUUAAUUUAUAAUCUUCCAAACAAAGUUUGUUAAAUUACUUUAUCUUCAUUUGUUUUAAAGUUAUACCCGUUUGAAGUUAUAAUUUUCUUAAAAAUUGUACAUUAAUUUGUUUAUAAGGGUUUCAAGCAAAUUUGAGCUAUAAACAUUUAUACUUUAAUUAACAAUAAUGAUUCUUCUUCUUCAGGUGCCAUCUCCGCUACGGAGGUUGGCAAUCAUCAUAGCUAUUUUAAUUUUUGAGGCAGUAGCUCUAAAUAGUUGUUUUGAGCUGCAUCCAAACCAUUCUCUCAGGUUCUUCAGCCAUGAAAUUCGUCUUCUGCCGAUGCUUCUUCUGCCAUCUAUCUUUCCCUGCAUUAUGAGUCGCAGGAUGCCAUACUUCUCGCCCCGCAUCACAUGUCCGAGGUACUGUAGUUUUCUUUCUUUAAUUGUCAGUUCAACUUCCUUCUCUUUACCUAUUCUUCUCAGUACUUCAUUGUUCGUAACUCUAUCUACCCAGGAAACCCUCAUAAUUCUUCUAUACGUCCACAUUUCAAAGGCGUUAAGUCGUCUCAUUGUCUCUACAUUUAACGUCCAUGAUUCCAGUCCAUAGUAUAGUACACUAUAUACGUAGCAUUUUGUUAGGCGUACUUUAAGAGCUAAUGUUAAAUCUUUACUACAUAGGACCUUUUUCAUUUUCAUAAAAUUAGAACGUGCUUUCUCGAUUCUGACUUUGAUUUCUGCAGUGUAGUCAUUAUUUUCGGUUAUAAGUGUCCCUAGGUAAGUGUACUUUUUUACUCUUUCGAUCUGCUGGCCCUCUACUAUCAAGAUUUCGUUAGUAUUAUGGUUGUUUUUACUAAUUUUCAUAAACUUUGUCUUUUUGAUAUUGAGAGAGAGUCCGUACUCCCUACUACACCUUACUAUUUUACUCAUGAGUAUUUGCAGGUCUUGUAAAUUAUCGGCUAUUAUUACUGUAUCAUCUGCAUAUCUGAUGUUGUUAACUAAGACUCCAUUUACUCUUAUGCCGACUGUUUCAUCUUCCAGAGUUUCUCGCAUUACCUCUUCAGAAUAAACGUUAAAUAAUAGAGGUGAUAGUAUGCAGCCUUGCCUGACUCCUCUUUUUAUUUCCAUUUCUUCAGAUGUUUCUGUUUCAAUUCUUACUAUUGCUCGCUGAUUGUAAUAGAGAUGUGUUAUUAGUCUUAAAUCUCUUUCAUCUAGGUUUUUAGUUUUUAGAAUUUCCAUGAGUCGGUAACAAUAAUGAUAGCAGAACUCAAAAGGAACAAUUUGAGCUUAUAAAAAUGUUCGUAAGUUUAUUUUUGGCCAAGAUAUCGAAAUUCGUAACCAAAAUGUCGAUAUCUUGACCAAAUAUAAACUUACGAACAUUUUCGUAAGCUCAAAAUGUUUCCUUUGAGUUCUUUAUCAUUAUUGUUAAUUAAAGUAUAAAUGUUUAUAGCUCAAAUUUGCUUGAAACCCUUAUAAACAAAUUAAUGUACAAUUUUUUUAAGAAAAUUAUAACUUCAAACGGGAAUAACUUUAAAACAAAUGAAGCUAAAGUAAUUUAACGAACUUUGUUUGGAAGCCUAUUAAUUAAGCUUUAAAAUGAGACGUUUUAAGGCUCAUUUGCAUGCGUAGAAGCCGAGUUACGAUCGAUAAAGUUUCGAAAAAUACUUAUUUUGCAAUUUGCAUUGUGCACUAAUUUUACAAUAUCUUGAGUUUUAAUUGUUGGAUUUAAGUUUAGCAAACGUUUUUUUCUUCGUUUCUUAUUAAGGAACAAAUUUUAUUUGAAACUUUUUUUAUCUCUUUUAGUUUAUGAGCCAGAGCCUUAUAAACAAUUGAAUUGAGUUUAUAACAAUUUUUUGACCACUCAGAUCGAAAUCCACCCUCGAAAUUCGUAACCAGCAGCCAAAAAUCCAUAAGAAACCGUUGAGUUUGUCCAUCAUAAUUGAAAAGGACAGGUGACCUCUAUUUGGCGGCUAGACUAUUUCGAGGUUCCUCUAUAUUUUUAAUUUUAUAAUUAAUAAGGUAUUAUCAAAAUAGAAAGUAAAAUAGUUAAUUACUACAGUUAUGAAUCAUAUUUCAUUCUUCUUCUUCUUCUUGUGCCGUCUUUUAACGAAGGUUGACGAUCACUUCUGUAAACCCUUCUGUAUCUUUUGCAACGUAAAAUUUUUGUUCAUCAACACUGAGGUUAGUCAAGAUUUCUUCCUCAGCAUUCCUCAGCCAAGAUUUCUUCUUUCUUCCCAAACCUUUUCCCCCUCUACUCUUCCUUGCAUGAUGACGUGUAGCAGAGAGUCAAUGUUUACAAAUUUUGUAAACAUUGACUUGUAUAUUUCAUAAAUCAUUUUCGAGCUAUUUCUGUUCUGCCCUUUAUCUCCUCAUCUUGAUCUAAUUGUGAGGUUAUAAUUGCUCCGAGGUAUUUAUACUUGUCGACCCUCUCGAGCGGUUUACCCUCCAAUGUCAGAUGUAUGUUGUCAACAGGGGUUUUUGAGAUGACCAUGACCAUGUAGUAUUUGGUUUUAUUUAUAUUCAUUGUUAGUCCCAUCAUUUUGCAUUCUCUGUUAAAGAUUUUUAGGAGAAUUUAUAAAUCGUCUAUAUUUUCUGCCAUGAUUGCGGUAUCGUCUGCAAAUCUUAUGUUAUUAAUGAUGCUCCCUCCAAUCCUUACACCUUCAGUUCUUUUCCAUAGUGCCUCCUGAAAUAUUAGUUGGGAGUACACAUUAAAUAAUUAUGGCGACAGCACGCAUCCCUGUCUGACCCCUCUUUGAAAUUCCACUUGCAUGGUGUGUCUCACUAUCUUCCACCCAAUCGACCGCUGUUUGAUUGUAGUACAAAUUUUUGAUUUAAUUAAUAUCCUUGUUGAACUCGAACGCUUUUUGGAAAUUCUUAUAAAAUAUGAAUACGUUUUUAUUAUUUUGGUCUACGAACCACUUUUCAAAAGACAGUAAAGGUGGUUAGUUAAAUUGAGAAGUUAAGUAGAGGUGCUUAGUUAAAUUUUUAAAGCCAAUACAAAUUUGCUCUGAACUAUGAGCUUUAAGCUGAAAUAUAAGGUAUGUCGUACUAUAAUGUUUGUGAAAAUUUAGAAAAUAUUCCCAUCCUAUGUAAAAUUAUUUAGCAAAAAAGUGUAAAUUAUAUAUUUUAAAUAUUUUAUCAGUAAACCGAAGUUGUUAUUUUAACUCACAAAAUGGACUCUGUGAAUCCCCCUACUGUUUUGUGUUUAAUAAUUUCUAUUAUUAAGUUUAUUUUAACAUUUAGUUCCUUUUAAAAGUGUUGCUAUUGUUCAAUAUAUGAAAGAAACACUUUGCAUCAAGACUUGUAAUAUUUGAGUUUUUCAAAUUUUAUUGUGAAUUAUUUUCCUUGUUGUUGUUAUGUUGUUUAUUUUCGAACAUGUACAUAACAAUGUGUAUAUAGAAUUAUUUUAGAUGUGUUUUAGAUGAUUUUAAAGAAUAGAUUAAAACUGUAUAAAAAUUUCGACAAAAAUAACGAUACAACAUUUUACAAAUCUGUCGAAGAUAAAUUCAGAAUCAUGUUGGUUGAAUUAUUUAUAUGUUAUUAUUAUAAUUAAAUUUUCUGAAGCAAUAUUAUAGUAGACAGAGAAACACCAUCAUUUUAGUUUUUACUGCACUAAAAAAACUUGUCAAUAUUGUGCACCCUUCUCUAAAAGUACAGGUAAAAAACAGGUUCAUUAUUUUCGGAAUUACAAUUUAAACUACCCCCUGUUCUGGUAUACGUGAAGUUUACUUCGCUAAAUUACAAAACUUGGUUUUUUAGAACAUUGAAAAAAUGUCAAAAUGCCGAUUUUUGAAAGUUGAAAAGUUAAUUUGUUGUUUCGCAAACUUCAAAAUAAGUGAAUAUCGUCAUUUGUUAAUAAAUUUUAUUAAAACUAACGUAGAACUUUGGUGUUUCACCCAAAGUUGUGUAUUAGGGUGCUUAACAAACCCUCAAAAUUUGAAACCGAUCCAUUAACUAGUUUAAAAGUUAUUAUAUUUGUUCAUCCCAAAGACCUAUUUGUUGCAAUAACAUAAGACAGAAAAUAAUGAAGAUAGGGCAAUUCUGCGGAUGCCAAGUGAAAGUAGAAGUGUACUAUCAAUGUGUAUUAAAAAAGGAUAAAAAUUUUUCUUACAAUAGUCAAAAAUCCUAAUAACAAAUUUUUAAACUUCUGUUAAAAACAUCUAGAAUAACGUUAAAAAUAUUGUCCGUAGAAAAAAUUUUUUUUACAUAUUGUAUUUUUACUGUAUUUGGUAUUUUUAUACGAAUAAAAAAUUGGUCUAGGUCAAUUUGGGGCAAAGUUAUGUUUUUUUUUAAUUCACAGCGAUUUUUUUUUGAUAAUCAUUAAAGAACCUAAUUAUUGCUAUUUUAAAAAAUGGGAUUUGCAUUUUGUGUAAUAUAAUUUGCACAAACAUAGUCCCUUUACAGGUCUACGAAUUUUCAGAAAUGUAGGGAACCUACAUAUUCACCGGGUUCAAAUAUCGAACAAGCAAUAAUUUCAAGCUACUAAAACUUUCUAUAUCUCCGGAACGACUCAAUGGAUUUAGAUCUUUAUUUAAUUUUUUUAAUCUUCUUAAUUUUUUAAUUAAUAAACAGUCUAAUUUGUUCAAUAUUUAAAAAAAUAAUUUUCUUCCAAAAAUCUUUUUUUUAUCAUGCUAUCAUUAAUAAUCAUAGAAAAAGUACACUUUAAUAAACAAAUUAUUUUUAAGGAAUAAUUAUUUUUUGAUGUUAAGUAAGUUAUUUAUCAACGUGUACUUUAACUUUUCAUAUGAUUAAUAAUGAUAGAAUCUAUGAAUAAAAAAUAGAUUUUUGGGAGAAACAAUUAUUUUUUAAAUUGUUUAAAAAAAUUAGUCUCUUUAUUAAUUAAUAAAAAAUGUCUAGAAAAAUUGCAUAUUUGUAAUUUACACAAAAAUUCAUAGAUAUUCAAAGAAGACAGAUCAAGAUCCAUUGGGUAGAUCCCGAGAUAUUGAAAAUGAUCGUAGUUUUUAGUUGCUUUUUUAGUUUUUGAACUCGUGGUUUUGUAGGCUCCCAGCUCCCCCUUCACUUACCACGACUAAAGUCGACUUAGUCACCAUUUGAACUACAUUUUUGAAAAUUCGUGUAAAAUACCAGUUUUUCGAAUUUGUAAAAAGAUUUUUCUACGGACAAUAUUUUUGCAGAAUUGCCCUAUCUUUAUUAUUUUCUGUCUUAUGUUAUUGCAAAUCAAAGGUCUCUUGGAUAUACAAAUAGAAUAACUUUUAAACCAAUUAAUGGAUGGGUCUCAAAUAUUAAGGGAUUUCUCCAAUAAGUACUCCAAUACCAAACUUUGGGUUAUGCACCAAAGUUCUACGUUAGUUUUAAUAAAAGUUAUUAACAACUAACGAUUUUCACUUAUUUUGCAGUUUGCGAAGUAACAAAUUGACCUUUUAACUUUCAAUAAUCAGCAUUUUGAAGUUUUUCAAAAAUCAAAUUUUGUAAUUUUUGGCAACUAUUUGGCUUUUUAAAAGGGUGAAAAAAAUCGAAAAGAUUGCUUUUUUGCACUAAAUUGAUAAAAAUUAACAAACGGCCCCGAACUGUAGGCAGGAAAGAGGUAGGUUUUCUUCCUACAGGUUUACAAUAACUAAAAAAGUUGUCAGAUACCUAUAUCUGGACAAUUCAGUGUCAUUUUCCUUUUUUUUUUUGCUAAUUUCCCUGGAGUAUUAUUAAAAUCGUGAAAUUGUGAUACCUAUCCUAAAUUUUAGUUGAAAGUUUUUAUAAAUGUUUGCUAAAUUAAAAAUACUUCAAAAGUUGGAUAAUAUACAAGUACCUAAAACAAAAACACAUUACUUACAUAUUGUGUUUUCAGCGUGUGUCGUUAUUUUUGUUCGUAAAACAUACAAUAAAUCUACAACGUACGUAUGAAAUACCAAAAUUUGUACUAUGUACAAUAAUUUUAGAAGUUAGUACUUUGCCUAGAUCUUAUAAACUUUCCAAUGUACACGAAAAUUCUAAAUGUUAGUAGAAAACAUUUUUAGCUACAUAUUUGUUAGCUGCUAAGUAGAAAAGUACAAUUUUUACACUUUAAUCUAGUUUUGGAAUACUAUAAAUAACUGUACUAUAUUUCAAUUUUUGUGUAGAGUAAAUGUAUGUAUUGAAAAUAUAUUGAUAUUAUGAAGCUGA